AUGGACCAGAAGCAGUUAGAUGACCUCGCCAUCGAAAACUUCAGGCAGUACCUCCGGAUCAAAAGCGUUCAUCCUAAUCCAGACUACGCAUCGUGUGUGUCCUUCUUCCGGACUCAGGCGGAAUCCACGGACCUGGAAUUCUUCGUUCAUGAGUUUGUGCGCGGGAAGCCGGUGAUAGUGAUGAAGUGGGACGGAACGGACCCCCAGCUGCCUGCCGUGAUGCUCAACUCACACAUGGACGUGGUGCCUGCCAGCAAGGACGAUUGGACGCACGACCCGUUUGGUGCCGACAUGGACGAGGAGGGGAGGAUCUUCGCGAGAGGAGCCCAGGACACGAAGCAGUUGGCCAUCAUGGCCGUGGAGGCGGUGCGCCGCCUGAAGAUGCGGGGUGUCAAGCUGCGCAGAAACGUCAUCAUCACCCUGAUGCCAGAUGAGGAAAUAGGAGGCGCAGAUGGCAUGGAGAAAUUCGUGCAGUCUGAAGACUUCCAUAAGCUGAACGUUGGCUUCGAACUGGACGAGGGUCCAGUUUCGCCUGAGGAGGAAUACGCCGUUACCAAUGGCGAAAGGAGCUCAUGGAAAGUCAAAGUGCGCUGCCGAGGAUUCACUGGACAUGGCUCCAUCCUCGUGCCUGGAACUCCUGGAGAAAAACUGCGGAUCGUCCUGGAUCGCUUCAUGGACUUCCGCCAAGAAGAGCUGGACAAACUACAGCAAGAUCCCAACCUAUGGAUGGCCGACGUCACCAGCACGAAUCUCACCAUAGUCGAGGGAGGGUCUGCACUGAACGUAAUCCCACCCGAGAUGUCUGCAGUGUUCGACUUGCGCAUCAAUCCACUGAUGGACUUCGACAAGCUGGAGGAGAAGAUCUGGCAAUGGUGCUCAGAUGCUGGAGAAGGAGUUGAGCUCGAGUUUUUGGCAAAGCAAGAGAAGAUACCAACCACUCUUAUCGGCGCAGACAACAAGUGGUGGACAGCCUUCCAGAAAGCCACUGAAAAACUAACAGAAACUGAAUCAUGUGCUGCAGCCCUCUUUGUGUUACAGGCUGGAAUUCCUGCGCUGGGAUUCAUGCCGAUAAACAACACUCCACUACUUCCGCACGGAAUAGACGAGUACAUUGCAGCGGCCUCCCUGCUGCGUGGCAUCGACAUCUUCCAGGGUGUGCUCCAGGAGGUCGCCAACGUCCUGUAG
Messenger RNA from Schistocerca piceifrons (Central American locust), 1185 nucleotides. RefSeq names its product aminoacylase-1-like. Gene Ontology annotation, cellular component: cytoplasm. Gene Ontology annotation, biological process: amino acid metabolic process. The coding region runs from base 1 to 1185 and encodes 394 amino acids. The record is from RefSeq and is a predicted model, not a curated record. The transcript is spliced from 7 exons. Lineage: Eukaryota; Metazoa; Arthropoda; Insecta; Orthoptera; Acrididae. Gene Ontology annotation, molecular function: aminoacylase activity.